Acyrthosiphon pisum (pea aphid) is the source of this 1047-nucleotide messenger RNA. RefSeq names its product TATA-binding protein-associated factor 2N. The transcript is spliced from 2 exons. The coding region runs from base 317 to 790 and encodes 157 amino acids. The record is from RefSeq and is a predicted model, not a curated record. Lineage: Eukaryota; Metazoa; Arthropoda; Insecta; Hemiptera; Aphididae.
CAUCAACAAUAUUACUACCAUGGCUACAAUUUAUAUGAUAACAUUACGUGUACAUUGAUCGGGGAAAACCGUAUGCGUAUACCAUACUAAAUAAACCUCGGUAUCUAGGUCAUUAAGUCAUGAUACACAAUACAUUUUAUAACAGUAUGUAUAUGCAUAUUAUACUCGUGCUUGGAAAAGCCCGUCCGCAGACUCCCUUUAUAAGACAGCGCACGUCCGACGAACGAUCAUAGUCGUAAACCGAAGAUUUCCAACAGACUUCCAACAUUCGCUGAACUCGCCUUGUGAAAAAAACACUACACACUCACUCGCCAACAUGAAUUAUCUGUCAAUUGUAUUGGUUAUUGCAUUGGUCGGUUACUCACUGGGUGCACCACAACACGCUCGAUAUGAAUUAGAAGAAGAAUCCGAACAGAUCAACCCAGAACCUCGACAUGAUAGCAACGAAAGAAAUGGUAACACCCAAAGACAAGUUGCAGGCACAAAAGGCGGUAGAAUUCAAGGUUAUGGUAACACCCAAAGACAAGUUGCAGGCACUAAAGGGGGUAGAAUUCGAAGUUAUGGUAACAGCCAAGGACAAGUUGCAGGCACAAAAGGUGGUAGAAUUCAAGGUUAUGGUAACAGCCAAGGACAAGUUGCAGGCACUAAAGGUGGUAGAAUUCAAGGUCAUGAUAACAAUCAAGGACAGGGUGAAUACCGACAAAUGGAACAUAGUGGAUACCAUGCACCAGAACAACAAUAUGGCAAUAAUCCAGGAUGCGAUGAGUGUUUAGAACAAUAUCGCUACUAAAACUUCAAUCACAACGUAAAUGCCAUCCGAAUCCCGUAUAUAUCACUAUUUUCUUGGACGUAUUAUAACAGAGUUGUCAAAUAGUAAUAUUAGUUAUUUCAUUAUUAGGUACCUAUUUAUACCUAAAUUGUAAAUUUAUUUAUAAUACUGUAGGUACGUUGUUAUAUAAGAUUUCGAACUGUAAAGAUUAUAACUCAAUAUUGUCUAUAUAUUUUUGAUUCGUUGGUGUAAUAUACUAAUAUCCAGUUGUUAUAUAC